AUGUGUUCCUCACAUAUUAUCUCCACUGAUUUUCCGCCCAAUCACUUCCCACCGCCUCUGUUAUCUGUUUAUAUCGGUCGCCUUCUUCGAUUUGUUGAUUUCGCUUUCUUCUUUGAAUCCCAGCUAUUAUUCUUGCCCUAUAGAGACAGAGAUCGAAGAGCGCAAUCGACCGUCUCCGGCGGCUCACUCCCUUGCUUUGCUUCGUGCUCACUGUUGACUUUAGAUGAAACAUGGCAAUCAGUUAAGCUGAGGUGCAAGAAUGCCAAAUUAGCAAGAUUUGAGGGGCCAUGGUUAGGCUUAUCGUUGAUGAUCAAGAUGUCUUUGCUCAUUCUCUAUCUGGGUGGCAGCAGAACAAGGAUGUCUAGAGCUACUAAUGCUUAUGAUCUACCUACAAGGUUAUACAUACUGUGGGUGUGGGUUUUGAGAAGAAGAACUAGCAAUUUUUGUCCAAAACGCCACAAAGCUAGAAUGUCAUUACAUAUGGAAUCGCCUACAACAUGAUGAGACGGAAACUACUAAUAUUAGGAUGACCAAUAGUAGCAAACUUUUGUAUCUUCUCCUUUGAUAUGUAUUAACUUUUGAUAUGUAUUGGACUAUUACACUUGCAAUCAACAAGGCUAUCAUCCCCAGGCAAUACACCGCUUCUGGCUCAAUUUGAUUUGAUUUUUCGAUUUUGAUUUUGAAGGUUCAUUUUUGGUUUCUCCAUGUCUGCUAUCGCCUUACAUAUUGGAGUAUUCAUUCUGAUAUGUGCUACGUAUGAUCAUCUAUGUUUUUUCUUUAACAUUUUCAUUUGGUUUUUGUUGUGUUUCAAGUUAUUAUUUUCACAAGUGGUGUCCUUUUCGGUGUAACAAGUUUGGACUAUGACUAGG
Lactuca virosa is the source of this 869-nucleotide messenger RNA. NCBI's taxonomy places the organism in Eukaryota, Viridiplantae, Streptophyta, Magnoliopsida, Asterales, Asteraceae. The record is from the annotation of a GenBank genome assembly.